Molecule: messenger RNA, 471 nt
Organism: Colletotrichum karsti
Lineage: Eukaryota; Fungi; Ascomycota; Sordariomycetes; Glomerellales; Glomerellaceae
Product: transcriptional Coactivator p15
Exons: 3
Coding region: 1-471 (156 amino acids)
Biological process (GO): positive regulation of transcription initiation by RNA polymerase II
Molecular function (GO): DNA binding; transcription coactivator activity
Source: RefSeq, a predicted model, not a curated record
AUGCCGUUCACCAAGGGUACCAAGCGAAGCGCGAAGCGCGAGGCCGAGUCCGAGGAGGACGAAGUCGUCACCAAGCCCACCAAGAAGACAAAGACCUCCAAAUCUGCCGAUGGAGACAAAGAUGGUGUUGACAAGGAUGGCAACCCCUUCUGGGAUCUCUCCAACAAGCGCCGCGUCGGCAUUUCGGAAUUCAACAAGUCGACCUUCGUCAACAUUCGUGAGUACUACGAAAAGGAUGGCAACAUGCUGCCUGGCAAGAAGGGUAUCUCCCUUUCCAUUGCCCAGUAUGAGACCCUUCUCAAAGCUGUUCCUGCUAUCAAUGCGAAGCUGCGCGAGAUGGGUCACGAAGUCAAGGAGGUCCAGCAGGGCAAUGGCUCUCCCGUCGCAGAGGAGACCUCGAAACCCGCUGCCAAGGACGACAAGUCCAAGAAGGCCAACAUCGAGGCCACGAGUGACGAAGAUUCAGAGUGA